GAGCAGCGAGCGAGCGAGCGGGCGGGGGUUAAAGGUGCAGCUGGAAGGGAAGUUUGGAGAAGGUCGCGCGGUGUCUGUGCGCUCCGGCAGCAUCAUGGCGGAGCCCAGCGACUCGCCUGUCCACCUCCAGCAGCCCGCGCCGGCGGCCGCUCCCGCCGCCUGGCCCAUCUGCAGGGACGCCUACGAGCUGCAGGAGGUUAUCGGUAGUGGUGCUACAGCAGUAGUCCAGGCAGCGCUAUGCAACCCCAGGCAAGAACGUGUAGCAAUAAAGCGAAUCAACUUAGAAAAAUGCCAGACCAGUAUGGAUGAAUUGCUUAAAGAAAUUCAAGCCAUGAGUCAAUGCAAUCAUCCCAAUAUAGUGACCUAUUACACGUCCUUUGUGGUUAAGGAUGAACUCUGGCUGGUUAUGAAGUUACUAAGUGGAGGUUCAAUGCUGGAUAUAAUAAAGUAUAUCGUCAACAGAGGGGAACACAAGAAUGGUGUCCUUGAAGAAGCUAUAAUAGCAACAAUUCUUAAAGAAGUUUUGGAAGGCUUAGAUUAUCUACACAGGAAUGGGCAAAUUCACAGGGAUUUGAAAGCUGGCAAUAUCCUUUUGGGUGAAGAUGGCUCAGUACAAAUAGCAGAUUUUGGUGUUAGUGCAUUUUUAGCAACAGGAGGCGAUGUUACCCGUAACAAAGUAAGAAAAACCUUUGUUGGUACCCCAUGUUGGAUGGCACCUGAAGUCAUGGAACAGGUGAGAGGUUAUGAUUUCAAGGCCGAUAUGUGGAGUUUUGGAAUAACUGCCAUUGAAUUAGCAACAGGAGCUGCACCGUACCACAAAUAUCCUCCUAUGAAAGUGUUAAUGCUGACAUUGCAAAAUGACCCUCCCACUUUAGAAACGGGUGUAGAGGACAAAGAAAUGAUGAAAAAGUACGGGAAAUCCUUUAGAAAACUAAUUUCACUAUGUCUUCAAAAAGACCCUUCCAAAAGGCCCACAGCCGCGGAACUUUUAAAAUGCAAAUUCUUCCAGAAAGCCAAGAAUAGAGAAUACCUGAUAGAAAAGCUUCUUACUAGAACACCUGAUAUAGCACAAAGAGCAAAAAAGGUUAGACGAGUACCUGGCUCCAGUGGCCAUCUUCAUAAGACAGAAGAUGGGGACUGGGAGUGGAGUGAUGAUGAGAUGGAUGAAAAGAGUGAAGAAGGCAAAGCUGCAUUUUCUCAAGAAAAGUCAAGAAGAGUAAAAGAAGUGGCGAAUACAGAGAUUUCCAUGAAUGCCACUAAUAUCCCAGAACAGAUCCAGAAUCUAUCUAUACAGGACCCUCAGUCCCUGCCUACUGUUAGUGAUGAAUAUACUGAAGUUCCACAUGCAGUGAAUCUUGUUCUAAGAUUAAGGAAUUCUAGAAAGGAACUUAAUGACAUACGAUUUGAGUUUACUCCAGGCAGAGACACGGCAGAUGGCGUUUCUCAAGAGCUGUUCUCUGCAGGCCUGGUUGAUGGUCACGAUGUUGUUAUAGCAAUUUGGCUCCUCAAAAACUGGGUGCAAGAGUCCAGUAGCUUCCUCUUUUUACCAGAAUAAAGGAAUUGUUGAAGAGCACAACAAAGGACACUUGUGACUGGAACAUCAUUAACAAAUAUUAGUGGCUUACCUCUCACGUGAUCUAUAUUUGGUACUGGUAACACUAACACUAUGUAGAAUUGAAUUACUGCACCAGUGUCAGAAUCAAAGCAGUCAACGAACAUCCACACCCAUCACAUAUUGGUUCAGAUGAGUAGCUUGUCCAGUUUACCUAGUGGGUUCAACUCCUGAUCCUUGCAUUGCUGUCCUUCCUCACCACUUUGGUCCACUUGGUUGGAUCCCUGUACCCUCAAUGAUCCAGUUUCCUACAUCUAAGUAGGAAAAAGUUCUGCUUGAGGGUUUUUUGCCUCAUCACAUACCUAAAAGAGGUUACUCAGAUACUUUAUCAAAAUCUAACUCGCUGAAGUAUUUUAGGAAGGAAACUGAUAUUCCAAUGCUAUUGUAUAAACAAAGUCCAUGUUUGUUUUGCCGGGACUGGGAAGCUAAAAAAGAAGCCAUACCCGCUUUACAUAUAAACAGACAAUUUCAGUCUCCACAGCUGUCAACCAGGAGUAUGAUUCCUGUCUGACUCAGUCCCCAAAUGCAGCUGCCACUCCCUGUUCCUUCUCUCACAGGCAGAGUCACCCAGCUCUUUUCCCAAUUUUUCUCACAGCAGAAGUGGGAGGUUGACAGAAUUGCAGCCAUUCCUUUCUGCAUUCAAAGUCUCAAGCUUAAUAUUUCAGCUUGCUCCCAUGAAAAAGAAUCCCUCACCUUCUAGCCCUCCCCUUUGCUUUAGAGAUGGCAUAUGCAUGGGAUGGAGAAAACUGUACAGAUCUUGGGGGGACAGGAAGGAGUAUUUGAAAUUCAGUCCUGAGAUGGAAUCCUCAAGUGAAAGAAUCCAUUGGGCGAGAGGGGCGGUAACCUUCAAAAAGCAGUGAUAAGAUGGAAUACAUGGAGGCAAAAAAGGAAUCCAAAAGAAGUGUUUUGACCUCUAAAAGUAUGGCCUGUGACAAGCUAUAUAACAGACUAGGAAGACAUGAGGGAGAGAAGAUCAUCUAUAAACUCCCCAAGGCAAGAGAGAAUGAUGAGGGAUGUGAAUGAAUUUGCUUACAUUAAACAUGAGUAUUGUAUAUUGCGCACACACAAAAAAAAAGGUGAGUCAAUCAACCAAAGUUGAGAGUGAUUAUUUUGAAAGAGUGAUGAAUGAGGGGAACCCAGUGAAGGAAUUCAGAAUAUGUAAGCUGAACUGGGGCGUGCUAGAUUGUAUACAGGAGGAAAAGGCUGCAGAGGCACUGUGGAAAAUGGAAAAAGGAGAAAGUACCUGGGACAGAUGAAGUAACAGUGGAUGCAGUGAAGUCAAUGGGAAGGGAAGGCAUCAAGUAUCUUACAAGUUUGUUAAGUUAUACUCUUGAGAAAAAGAAAACAUCAGAUGAAUGGUGUAAAAGGUUUGUGGGACUUGCUUUUAAACAUAGUGCACAGUGUAAUAUCUCUUCUGUCACCCAAUUAAUCUGACAUCACAAGUCAUGAAAGUAUGGGAGAAGAUUGACAAGCAUCUCAUGGAGUGGUUGGAAUUUAGAAGGGUCAAUAUUGAUUCAUGGUGGGAAGGAGCACAAUUGAUAACAUAUUUGUGUUAUGAAUCCUGAUGGAGACAUUUAGAGAAAAGAGUUGGCAACUGGGUAUGAUGUUUGUGGACCUGGAGAAGGUGUACUAUCAUGCACCAAGAGAAGUAGUUUGGUGAAGUUAGCAUUCUGACACAUCUCUUAUCGGCCAUGUCCAUCUUAUCCACUAUAUGCAUAAUGGAAUGACUGUUGUAAUCACAACUAAAUGGGGGUACAAUAAAGAACUUCCUGUAAAUGUUGG
Messenger RNA from Chelonia mydas (Green sea turtle), 3394 nucleotides. It is a transcript of the gene STK39, whose product is annotated as serine/threonine kinase 39. The transcript has 17 exons. The coding region runs from base 95 to 1555 and encodes 486 amino acids. Gene Ontology annotation, biological process: protein phosphorylation. Lineage: Eukaryota; Metazoa; Chordata; Testudines; Cheloniidae. Gene Ontology annotation, molecular function: ATP binding; protein serine/threonine kinase activity. The record is from RefSeq and is a predicted model, not a curated record.